AGAUUCCCCCAUCUGCGUCUCCCAUCGUCCCUAGCAUCCCUGCCGUGGCUGUCUUCGUGCAGCUCCUUGUCCUCGCGUUCCUCGAGGCGUUCUGGGUCCUGGAGGUCUUGGGUGUGCUCAGUCCCUUCUGUUGCAUGUCUCUACAGGAGGAUUGAAGACUGCCUGCCUCCCCUGGAGGACUCUCCAUCCAAGAGGUUCUCUCCCUCCAAGCGAAAGCAGUAUUAUAUCAACAAGGCCAUCCGCAACUCGGACCUCAUCCCCAAAGCCAAGGGGCGCAAGAGCCUGCAGAGGCUGGAGAACACUCGAUAUCUGAUGACGCUUUUGGAGCGAGAUGAAUGUGGGAAUGACGAGGGAGAGCUUGCCCGCUCCGCUACCCCGAGCAUCUUCGCCGAGGCCUGUAACAAUGAGACCUACGUGGAGAUCUGGAAUGACUUCAUGAACCGGUCAGGAGAAGAGCAAGAGAGAGUUCUGCUCUACCUGGAGGAGGAAGCCAGGAAGAAACAUGAGAGGAAGCUGCCUGUGAAGAAUGAAGACAAGUGGAAAGAGCACCCUGCCUACACGCCCAAGGAGUGCUUCCAGCGCAUCAGCCGCCGGCUUCGCUCCACCCUGAAACGGGGCAGGAUCCCCAUGGGGACCCUGGAGUGCCUGGAGGAGGAGCUGCUGGCCUUUUUCUCCGUCACCCCUCACUCAGUCUACACAGCACUGAUGGACAACAGCUUCGAGCGACUCCUGCUCCAUGCGCUCUGCCAAUACAUGGACCUCGUCUCUGCCAGUUCAGACAUCGAAGGGAAACGCCAAAUGAAAGUGAGCAACAAGCACCGCGUCUUCCUGCCCCCCGAGCUCUUGCUCUCAGACUACCUGGAGCAGAUGAGCUGAUACGCCGAAGGAUGCCCUGCCCCUCGCUUGGUGUGCUGAAGGCUUUGUCCAUCUGCUCCUGGCCUCUCCCAGUCGCUUGGUCCCUGUCACCCGGAUAAGCCUGGUCUGCCGCUCGCCUCUCCCCUUGCGCAGCGCAGGGACCACAAGGCGCAGUGUGGAUCGGCUCCCUCCAUGUGCCCUGCUUCGGGGCUCUUCCCUUCCCCACCUCCAAGAGCAGAUGCUCGAGAUGACAGCCGCGAUACGUGGUGCAGAGCAAGGGGCUUGCAGCCAUGCCCUCCGUCCCAAUGUAGCCCCGGGCCUGCUCCGAGGAACAGCGCUCUGAUUCCCUCAGGAAUACGUCGACUCGGCCCACAGGCUUGGUCACCGGCACGUGCACGAGGUGUGACCACAGUCUGGACAGCGCAGGGCUGAACAUGGUGCACGCUGCCGUCCCAGCCUCUCCGGGUGCAGCCGAGGGGUGGAGAGGUGGGGUGAGACCUGCUCAUCUUGUCACACCAAGGUGGAAGCGUUUGCUCAGCUGCUGGCAUGCUUUCUGCAGAGGCCAGAUUGUCUUUUUUUUUUUCCCAGGCCAGCGCUCUCUGUUCUUAAUCUGGCAGAGAGACUCCAGGCUGCAUGGUGCUGUGAGAUAUCACCAUGCUCAGGGCGCAAGGCGUGGGCAAAGCAGGUGCCUAUCUGCCGUGCUUGCCCUGUUUCCCUGGUUGCUGCACUAUUUCCCAGCAGGAGCUGCUCUGCCUGGAAGUGUUUGUGAGUCUAUUUAUAGCCCAGAUGCUUUUAAAAAUGAGCAGGCUGGACCAAAACCACCUUUGGCACUGUGAUGCUUCCGGGGUGAUUUUGGCCCAGGUAUUUCUAUGAUGAAAUAGUUCCUCACAGCUGCUGACUUCCUCGGCUCAGAUGUGGCUGAGCAAACGCUGAGCAAGUGGAAGAGCCUCCGAUCUGUCGCCCUCUUGAAGGGGAAAGUGCUUUGCUUCAGGACCAGCAGUUUGACACCAGUGAUGGAGCUUAUGGUAAAGCUCAGCCCCUGCCCAUCUCCUCAGUAAAGGGACUGAAAGCAGCUUUGUGAGAAAAGAGCUGCCUCGGUUCUGGAGUCACACCCAAGACCAAGGACUGGAGAGUGAUCCAGAGGAGCAAGAACAUUUGGACCUGGGUUGAUAGGGACGGGAAAGAGAUUUCUGCCUAAAGGGAAGCCUCUGGGCCUGAGCAGCAGGACUGGGCAUCCCUUCCCCGGUCUGAGCUCCGGGACUCUUGCCCCGGUGUUUAAGCGCCGCAGCGGGAGGCAAAACUCUCCUGCAGAGCCCCCUUGGUCUCCCGGCCAGCCUGGUCCGAGCUGCUGCUGCUGCUCUGGUUUGCAGUUGGUGUGAGAAGCUGGUGCGCAGACCUGCCUUUUAUAUUUGGGGGGUAAUGGGCUGUUUUUAAAUGUAACAUAGUGUGUCUUUUAUAUGUUUGUGUGUGUGCGCCAGCACAGCUCUGGGCUGUGUGGUCGGAGCUCCUGCUGGUUGCCCGUCUUGCUUGGCUGGGGCAGGGCUCAGCCUCCCGGCGUGGUCGUGCGGGACGGGCGAGGGUGCUUGUGGGUGUUGUGUGUCCUGUGUGUUGGUGCGUGUCUCUGCUAUGUGUCGAGGGCUCCUCUCGUGUCUGUAGCAGCUAGAGACAUGCAGGACGGCGGAGCUCGCUCGGCCGGGCAGAGGAGCGCUGCUGAGGACGGGGCAGCGGCGUGCUGAGCCGUUGCCUGCCGGGGAUGGAGGGGGGCUGGGGGGGAAAGCCGGGAAAGUCGUCGCUCCUCUCGUCUGUUUGCGUGAUGUGGAAACAGGUGGCGUUUAUGCAGGAACAAUAAACCAUGGUGCUCCUGA
Struthio camelus australis is the source of this 2720-nucleotide messenger RNA. NCBI's taxonomy places the organism in Eukaryota, Metazoa, Chordata, Aves, Struthioniformes, Struthionidae. The record is from RefSeq and is a predicted model, not a curated record.